AUUCGACCCGCUUGUGGAAACAACAGUUUUUGUUUUAAGGCGUUCUGCAGCGUAGGCUCAAAUCAACGACAUUUAUCAACCACAUGCUUCUUUUUUUCUCCGACACAUUAACACUUCAGCUUUCAAUAAUUGGCAGUUAAGAGAAAUAAAAAAACAUGCCAAACGUGAGGAAACCAUCAGUGGCUGCUGGGGGCAAGAAAGCAAAGCCCAGUGUUUCUGAGAACCAGGAAGAAGGUUCUCGGGUCAAGAGGGCCACUUCCCCAUCUCGUGGAGCUGCCAAGAAGAGGACGGCCUUCAUAGAUCUCACCAAUUCUACUAAGGUCCAGAUCAGCUUCCCUGGCAAGAAGAAGGAUUUGGCAAAGAAGCAGGUGAAGAAAACAAGCGCCUCCUGCGUGUCUGGAAAGAAAACAGUCAAGCAGAAUGGGACCUCUUCUGAGACCUCUGGAGAGAAACCAGUCAAAAAGGAAGAUGGAACUGAGACGGCGGAAGCAGCUGCAGCAGACAAGCUGGAAGCUGCCGUCUACGAGGUGCCAACACACCUCAGGAGACCCGAGGUUCCAGGAGAGUUUGACAUCGACUCAGAGUACUCAGAAGACUGCUCUAUGUGUCCUGACUAUGCGAUGGAGAUCUUUGACUACCUCAAACAACGAGAGGAGAAAUUUGUCCUGUCUGACUACAUGACCACGCAGCCCAGCCUCAAUGUGGAGAUGCGGGCCGUCCUGAUUGACUGGCUGGUGGAAGUGCAGGAAAACUUUGAGCUGUUCCACGAAACACUGUACCUGGCCGUGAAGCUGACCGACCACUACCUGGCCCGGGCCCCCAUCCACCGCAACAUGCUGCAGCUGGUUGGCACCACAGCCGUACUCCUUGCCUCCAAGUUUGAGGAGUACAGUGUGCCAUCCGUCGAAGAAUUCCUCUACGUCUGUGACGACGCGUACUCCAAGGAGGAGCUCCUCGCCAUGGAGGCCAACAUCCUGCGGACGCUCUCCUUUGACAUCAACAUCCCCAUCCCGUACCGCUUCCUACGUCGCUAUGCCAAAUGUGUGAACGCCGGCAUGGACACGCUGACUCUGGCUCGCUACUUCUGCGAGAGGAGCCUGUUGGAAAUGGAGCUGGUGGUGGUGAGGGGCUCACUGCUGGCGUCCAGCUGUCUGCUGCUGGCCAUGCUCACCAAGGAUCUGGGUGGAUGGUCUCCCAUCCUGCAAUUCCACACGGGGUACGUAUUGUCAGACGUGGCGCCCGUGGUCCGGAUGGUGUACGCGAUGAUGGUGCAGCUUCCAAACGACAAACUGAACGCCAUCCGCACCAAAUACUCCCACAAGGUGUUUUUCCAAGUGGCGUCCUUGCCGAUGGUUGACAUGGAGGUUCUGGAGAAGGCCUUAUCGCAUUAAAUGGCCUCCACCCUCCAUCCCAAAAUGUCCCACAGAUAGACUUGUAAAUAUGUUAAUGUUUGUUAUUUAUAAAUGUUGUCUAUUUUAAAAAUGUUGUAUUUGAUGUUGAAUUUGUGUGUUUUUAAUAUUUUAUGUUAGAGAAAACACAUUCAUGGUAAUCACCUGUCUCUAGCUUACAAAUUGUUACAUUUUACUGAAUUUUGUUUUAUGGCUUUUUGUGCAUUCGUAUCAUGCAUAAUC
Messenger RNA from Dunckerocampus dactyliophorus (ringed pipefish), 1631 nucleotides. It is a transcript of the gene ccnb3, whose product is annotated as cyclin B3. Lineage: Eukaryota; Metazoa; Chordata; Actinopteri; Syngnathiformes; Syngnathidae. The transcript has 12 exons. The coding region runs from base 156 to 1391 and encodes 411 amino acids. Gene Ontology annotation, cellular component: cyclin-dependent protein kinase holoenzyme complex; cytoplasm; nucleus. Gene Ontology annotation, biological process: mitotic cell cycle phase transition; regulation of cyclin-dependent protein serine/threonine kinase activity. The record is from RefSeq and is a predicted model, not a curated record. Gene Ontology annotation, molecular function: cyclin-dependent protein serine/threonine kinase regulator activity.